This is a messenger RNA of Zootermopsis nevadensis, 8446 nucleotides long. RefSeq lists its product as uncharacterized. Lineage: Eukaryota; Metazoa; Arthropoda; Insecta; Blattodea; Termopsidae. The record is from RefSeq and is a predicted model, not a curated record. Gene Ontology annotation, molecular function: protein binding. Gene Ontology annotation, cellular component: nucleus. Gene Ontology annotation, biological process: regulation of transcription by RNA polymerase II.
UAGAAUGUGGAUCACUGGUUUGGCAAUACUGAUUAUGUAUCGUUUAUAUGCUGUAGCUGAGAGUAUGUGUGUGGUGUAGUGUAUCGCGUCAUUUGUGAAUACUUUCGGUGUUCUAGCACAUAAUAGCGUUGUUGCGAAUGGCAGGUACAGUGGUUAUGUUUUAUAUUCUGGCAAACAUUGUAGUGGUUUGAACGAUAUUGUGUUCUAUAGUGUCCACAACUUUUUAACCGCCUACAGGACCGAAGAUUUCAGACAUGUUGGGAUUUUUGCUGCUGUUAGCAUCCUGGGACUACACAGUAUUAUAGUGCAAGACACUACAAUCCAAAAAUAUUAAUAUGAAUUCUAUCCAUGAAUGGCUGGAAGAAAGGGAAUUAAGGAUGUCUGAAGCAGAGAGUGAACAGUUCUCACUGCGCUGGAACAAUUUCCAUAGUAAUCUUGCAUCUGGCUUCCAUGCUUUAUUACAAGGAGAGGACCUUGUGGAUGUUACACUAGCUGCAGGAGGCCAGUUUGUUCAGGCUCACAAAAUAGUACUGUCAGUUUGCAGUCCAUACUUCAAAGAUCUGUUUAAGGUGAAUCCUUGCAAGCAUCCCAUAGUGAUUCUGAAAGAUGUUUGCCACAAAGAUCUUGUUGCUAUCCUCCAGUUCAUGUAUCGUGGAGAAGUCAAUGUACGACAAGAAGAGCUAGGAACAUUCAUCAAAACAGCUGAGAUGUUACAAAUUAAGGGACUUACCGAAGAUUCUCCUAAUGAGGAAGAAAAUGUACCAGCCCCACUGCCAUGUGCUAGAAUGAGAUUACCACGCAGGGUAUUAGAAAAGACGCCACAGUUAGUACGUGGUACACCAGAGAAGAAGCAACCCUUAGUUGAUUCUGUAACCAUAGAGCCUGAAGAAACCUCUACACCUCCUUAUAAACGGAUGAGGCCAGAAGUAUCAAGUGCAGUAGUUAGUUCUCCAGUUGUAACUGAGGAAUCAUCUGGGAUAGAAUUUCUUGAAAUGACAAGUCCAAAACAAGAACCAGUGGAAUAUGAGACUGAAAUUAAAGAGGUUGAGAGGUUACAGAAUAGAGACGAUCCUCUGGUACAGCUGUUUGGAGGAGAGAGUAGUCAGACUCUUCAGGACUCAUCACAAGGUUCUUCAAUAUUUGCCAGCAUCCCUAGUGCAUCACAAGACUCUGGGCUUCCACAAGACAGCGGCCAAGCAUUUCAGGAGAACACAUCCCUUCCAUCUUCAGGUGAUCCUCAUGUCUUAGUAAACCUCUGUGGGAAGGUAACACUACACAGAUUUAACUUCUACAUGAAGGUGGAGGUUAUGUUUUCCUUCAAAAUGUUGGUAGCCACCCAUGAGAAUAUGUGGCAUCACAACCCAGAAGACCACAAUUGAUAUGUUCACUGCUGUGAGAGCCUCAAAUUUCAGAUUAAUUAUGGAAAACCUUGUGUUGAUGAAUAUUAAAUGAUCAUUUUUGUUUUUCUCUUUCUGAAAGACUAAGCUUUGAGUCCUGUGCUUAGAAUAAUAAGUAAAGAAACUUUGUUGUAAUUAAUGGAUAGCAUUAGUAUGUCGGUAAGUCAAAAAGUAUCUUCUGUGUCAUUAAAAUUCACAAAAUACACAACUCACAAUUGCAUACUUUUCAACAUAGUCCCCAUUCUUUUCACUGCAGUUUAUCCAGUGUUGCACAGAGAAAAAUGUUUUAGCCAUGCAACAAGCUUCACAUGUAUUUCCUCUUUCUUUUAAUUGUCGCUGGCAAAACAACAGCCUCUAGAAGUAUACUUGAGGGGUCCAGACAAAUGAUAGCCGGACAGGGCAAAGUCAUUGUUGUAUGGUGGAUAUUCUGGGACCUUAUAUAGUGCAGCUGCUCAAGUGUGGGCAGCACAAUUCUUGGUGGUUCUGUGUUGGGGUUUAUAACACUCUUUUUUCUGUAAAAGAGGGAUGCUGGAAUAAAUCAUAUUUUUGCAAGUGUGUGUUCUCACCACAAUUGCAUGUUUCAUAAUCUAUUAAAUAUUUUAAUAAACCAUUGUCACAUCAGGCUCAAAUCUCCAAUGUAGUUGCUUAUGUCCCUAUUAAAUUGAUGAAUCUUAUUGAUAAAAGUACAAUUUAUUGUGCCACCACACAGCACAUAAGGCCCUGAAAGAUACAGUUUAUGUUCCCAUUAUGGUACAUUGGCCUGAUAAAGGUAUAUUUUGAUACUCUUUUCACAUUGAAAUAUGUUGGUUGCCUGUGGUCUGUUAGGAUAGCUACCUGUCUGAGUUUUGUCAAGCCUGCCCAGAAUUUUUAAAAUUGUAUGUUUGUUUUUAAAGUGACCAGACACUUUAAAAAAAUAUCACUUCUGUUUUGUAACCUGCUGUGUAGCAUUGAAAAUGCUGACAGUGCAAUGGUUUGUGUGAAUUGUUCUGAUAAAUUAUUUUGUGAAUAUGACAGAAAUGGAGGUGGGUAGAAUUAAUUUUAUUGGGUUAAUGGAGAGAGGAGUGGUUAGAAGUAAUCCAUAUUCCGUCAUUUUUGUAACGUUCCUACUACAAUUUCUGUAGACUGUACCUCUAUCUAUAGCUAAAGUCUUGGAUUGCCUUGAAUGCUAUGAUGUAGUUUGUAGGUGCAGGGAUAAAUUUACCUUUACCAUUUCUUAAGUCAGAACAGCCAGUCAGUAAAGCAACAGGCUACAGGUUGAAUGACUGGGAUUAAAUUUCUGGCAAGGGCAUAAAUGUCUCUCUUCACAACCAUGUCCAAACCAGCCAAGGCUAACACGUUUGGUAUUAGGAGCACUUUCCAAAAUGAUAAAAACAGCUGAAGUGUGAAGUUGAUCACUCAACUCCUACAAAUAGUGUUGAGAUCUAGAAUAUUUUAAUCUUUGCUUUUGUACCCCCACCGUCUUCUUGCUAUUGUGUUUAGGCAUAGGGACGUUAUAUAUGACUAUGCCAAUAUUUCCCAUGCAUAUUUUACACGCUAUAACUGAUGUCCAUACACACAUUUAACUUCUAGCAUCUGUGUGUCAUUUCUUGUGCAUAAUCCAGCUGUGUUACUCUGUCAUACUGCUAAACCAUGAAGUUCGGAGUUAAAGGUUGGCCAGCAGCCCCAUUUGUAUAAAUCUGCAGCAUUUUGUUUAUUCUGCUGUUUUUGUCUCUUGGUGGGAUUUGCUUUAAAGCAUACCUUGUUGUUUAGGUUAUGUAACAUGUUGAUGGACUGUAUAACAUAUUCAAAUUGUCAUUACAACAUGCAUCUGCAGUUUAGACUUGCUAGUGACUUCUGCUAUCUGGCAUUUGCAAAUUGUUGAAAGUGUUCUGUAUUACAUUAUAAAUCUUCUUACUGGAGUCACUGAUGUCAUAAGUGGAUAUAAUGGGUAUUGUGGGAGCAUAAAAUGUCUGGAGCAGGUCAGCUUUACAGUCAAAACAAAGGUUUGUUUUAGUGGGGUAGACAAUUUUACAGUUGCCUGUUAUAUCUAAAACUAGGAAGCUGUGAUGCUGAUUUCAUCAUUCAAGCCAAACAGGUAAGUUGGAUUUUAGGUUUUCUUGGCAGUGAAUCUGCAGAUGGCUGUCUUUUGGGUUGUAGCACCAUGUAGUCUGGCAUGAGUUUACCAACAUUUCAGAGGUUCCUGCUACCUCCAUUUUCAGUGUGGCAUUGUUCAACUUCUACUAUACUACAUGGUGCUACAACCCAGAAGACAACCAUCUUCAAACAGGUAAGUUGUUUGUUGUAUUUACACAUAUGGUUACUGAUUAGUUGGGUCAUUGUGAAUUGAUUUUUGCUGCUGUUUCCUAACCCAUAUCUUAAUUGUUGUACCAGGACUUUAAAAAGUCUCUUAAAUUAUUAAAUAUUAGCAUUAAACCUUUAUAAACUUUAAUAUGAAAGUGUGUUUAAGUUUUUGUAAAGUGUAUACCGCUACGAAAAUGCUGACAUCUGAAAACAAAUAUUAACAUCCUUAUGACUAUCAGUAGCAAAAAUUGAAACGUUAGUAUUCUCUAAUAAUUAACCCUUUCGUUGAAAUUGUUUCACAAAAUAUUUUUGUUCUCAAGUCAAAGGCUCAUAGUAUGUAGUAACAUGUCCUAGAAAUAAUUUUCUCCAGAGGAAUAGUUUGGUGUCACUGUUAAAUGUUGCCAUCAUUCUUUACCUUAGUCAACCAGUUCAUGCAGCUACCUAGAAAAUCACCAUAUUUGCCCGAAUAUAAUGAACACCCUUUUUCUUCAGAUGCUUUCAAAACAUUGACUGUGCAUUGUAUCCACACACAACCAGUUCUGUUGGGUAUUUUAAUAGAAAAUACCACCAAAAAUUUGGUUUAAUUGGAAUGUAUAGCUCUUUUUAAUGGGGUAUUUGGAGGGAGACAGCAUUGAAUUUGUGCACUUGCAUUUCUGUGAGGUAUUUUACUAAAAGGUACUACCAAAUAAUUUAAAUAUUUAGUAAAUUUUUCAGGACAUAUUUGGAGGAUAAAAGUGUAUAUAAUAUUUGAUUAAUACAGUCUGAAAUUUUCCUUAUAAGAGCUUUCAAUUUAUGUUGUUCAUAACAAUCAAGCUUCUGCAUCGAUCUUUUGUCUUCCACAGCUAUUUAUGAGUUUCCUGUCUUAUUCUUCAUUCCUUCUGUUUGACAUCUUUCAAGGCAUAUUGUCCUCAUCAUGAUCUGACAUCUUCCUUCUACUUUUAUGUUGAAAAUCUUUUGGAAUUCUCUCUUUAUUCAGUCAUAAAACAUGUUGAUAUAAUCUCUCUUUGUUAUUUGUUAGUUUACCUUCCAAGGUGUUUGCUUUUAUGUUGAUGUUGGUCUUGUGGGUUGCAGUGUCACAUGGACUUGCAGGUAGAUACCAAUGUUUUAGAAGAACAUUCUGCUUCCAUCUUCAGGACUGAGGAGUAUAUUACCUCUAUCUUCAGGGCUUUAGAUGGAAGCAGUAUAUUCCUUAGAAAAGUUGGUGUCUACCUACAAGUUCACACAGUGUUACAACACAGAAGACCAACAUUGAUAUCUUCCCUGUGAUGACAACAUCAGAUCUCAUAUGUUUAGUUUUUGUACUCAGUUUUUUAAUGGCAUAACAGUAGUAAUAAGUAUUGUGAACUGUUUUAGGAUUGUGCUGGUUUAACACAUAUGUGGUAAUUUCUUAGUUAUUUCACUGAAAGGGUUAAUUUUAGCUAUUAUGUAUGAAUUAUAUUAUAUAGACAGUGUGAACUUAUGUUGAUAAACAUAUCUAUCACAAGCUGCAUGUUCACCUGACUGUAAAAAAAUUAAAGAGUAACAAGAAAUUAAAUUACCUUCCUGUUCAGAAAGUGCAUAAUUAAUUAACUUUCAUUUCAUUGUCCGAAAUGGAAGUACGUUCCUCUUACACCACUGUCCCCUAAUGCCAUACUUUCUCAAGUAUGACUCACUUUUCUUUCUUCAAUUUAAUCUUUCAAAAUUGAAUUGUUUGUUUAUGUCUAUUACCCCAGUUUUUGAAAGUUUAAAUUAAAGGAAAAAGUGCAAUAUAUAUGAAGAUACUAUAAUGUAUAUUUUGUGUUAUUAGAGGCUGAAUAAAGUGUGAAAUUGUGUACAAGGACCUCAAGUUAUGGCUUUAUCACAGUAUUCCAUAUUUUAAACUUAAUUACAAUGUAUUUGCUUUGUAUAUAGAGUUUUGUAUAAAUUACAUGCUACACUUCUUGUGGAAGAGACUGAUGGUAUGGAUGAGGAAAAAUAUGUUUUCAAAAUGAAGUUUGUUUGUCAAAAGAAAAAAACCAACAGCAUAGUGAGGUGUCUAAGCAGAUUAGAUUAUUUUAUCUGGAAAAAAUAUGUACAAGACAUGCUGGCAGGUGGUGUGUUUAAUGUUAUUGCAAAUAAAUCAGAUGUUCAAGAAAAUAAGAAGAGAGAUUUUGUUUUUAUAUUUAAAUCGUUUAUGCGCAAAACAUCUCUAGAAGCACUGCAAUGUUUAUUGCAUGUGAGAGCAUUACUAGAAGAUCUAAAAGCAGAAGCCUAUUCAAGCUGGACACUUUUUAAAUGUAUCAUCACUGAGUUGUCACCUCUUAACUUACCUGGUAUGUAUAUUUAAAUAUUUUAGUCAUAGAUCUAGUGUUGACUUGUGGAUUAGGAAUCUCUUGUAAGAAUCAAGGCAUAUGCCUUCCAUUGCAAUGGACAUCACAGGUUGUAAAAUACUAUUCUGCUUUAUGCCGCUUUUGGAACAUGAAAAAUGGUAUAAUUUGUAUGUUCUUAAUUGAAUUUUGACAAAUGUUGAUGUUUCAGAUAAUUCAGAAUCUUUGUAGGAUUCAGAAUGAUAGCUCCCAUUAAUUUAGAUAUUUGCUAUAUAUAUCUUGAACAGCCCAUGUUUAUUUAAGUUCGUUUAGUUUAAUGGCUGUCUGCAGUUGUUGAACAUUGCUGUAGGAAUAUGAAAUAUUAAUACAGGGUUAUUUAUAAUUCCCUGACACAUUAAAAAAAUCGCUUGACUUGAAUGGUGCAAUGGAUGGUAACAUGGGACAUGCCAAUAGAAAAAGAAACUCCAAGUUUAUUUUAUAUACCUCAUAAAUGCUCUGCGUGUUCGCCCUUUGUGAUGCGGCAGACGUCAAGCCAAUACUCCAUUUCCGCCCACCUGCUGCAGCAUGUCACGAUCGAUUUGUGAGAUGGCAGCGAUGAUUCGUUUUCACAAUUCAGGCAGAUCCUGUUGCAGAGGCGGUACAAAGACCUGGUCCUUAACGUACCCCCAUAUGAAGAAAUCACAUGGCGUCAGGUCAGGUGUUUAGGAUGGCCAACAAAGCAGGGCAUGGGUAUUGAGCAUUUAUAAGGUAUGUAAAAUAAACUUGGAGAGUUUCUCUUUCUAUCAGCAUGUCCUAUGUUACCAACCAUUGCACCAUUGAAGUCUAGCGAUAUUUUGUAAUGUGCCAGGGAAUUAUGAAUAACCCUGUAUUAAUGGGUAAUUAACUCUGUAGGUAUGUGUUUGCCAACAGAAACCAGGAUGGAAAUGAAACUAUUUUUUUUGAGAUGCUGAUGAAUGUGCUCUAUUUUUCUUGUUAUUUUAGGGGUUGAUGUAGCAAUAACAUGGAAGGAGUUAGUUUGUAAAUGUGAAGAGAGAAAUUAAUUUUUUAGAUGACACAUGACUGUUUAAAACACAUAAACUGAUUAUUAAAUUAUGCAUGUCAUUUAUCAGUAUUUGUCUGCAAUCGUACACACCAAGCAAUGCAUUUUAGUAUUGUGAACACUAAAGAUGAAAUUUGUUAUCAUGUCUCCAUGUGUUUGAGUUCUGUUUAUAUAGAACAACAGUAAACCUAUUCAAUUAAAAAGAAAAAGAGGUGUAUAAUUGAGCUCAUUGCAGUACAAAAGUUUUUCAAAAUAAAAAUUUAUAAAUUUCUUGAAACAGGUCUCUUAAAGUGAAAGUUCUCAGGGACAAUUCUAAUCCUAUCACAUUGUUUGAAGAGUAAAUUGAUUCCACACUUUUUUGCCUUGAGGAGUGAGUUUGAUACAGUUAUGUGGCUUAAAGAAAUCUACAUGAAGUUAUAAAAUUGAUGGUGUUUGUAGGGAGUAUUUUAUAAUGUUUAUGCUGACAACUUUUCUGUCUUGGAAGACCUGCCAUUUCUCCUAAAUUGCUAGUUGCAGAGAAGUGAGAUUUGGUGUAAAGAAGCUUCAGAUCUACAUAUCUGCUGGGAGUUUUGUGCUGUGUUUCUCUUAUUAUUCCUGUCCAUCUAUUUCUCACUUCAUACACUUCAAUUUCUUCCCACGGUGUUGCUCUGUGUGACAUCUUUCCUAACCAGUUGUUCCCCUCUUGAUACCUGUGCUGCAUUUAUGGAAUGAAUUUAUAGCAAUUAAAAAUAUUAUUAUGUUUUGAAUAAAUUUUAUUGAUAUUCUCUGUGAGUAUCUAGAUUUGAAUUUAAGCCAACUGGAAAUAUUUUAUUUCUUUUUAACAAUUUCAUUAUUUAUAUACAUUCAUACACCUUGAGAUGUGCUGGAGAAUGAAGACAACCUUGUGGUUAGUGGACAACAGAGCCCAGACACAUUCUUUGUUGUCCGGUCAUAGCCUUUUAUAUUUGUAAUGAUUUUUUCAAGAUCAACACUGGAAUGAUGAUUUAGCAGAUGAGUACCAAUGUAUAUUGAGAAACAGUGUAAGUAAUAAUAUAAAACUUACUGACUACUGAAGCUUAGUUGUGAUUGGUAUAUUAAAGAUACACAACAAUUUAUGCACAUUGUUGAUGAAUCCACUAAUUUUAUUGGUUGUAGUUAACUAUUGUUAAGAACAGUUGUGUAUUAUUAUCAUCUUCACUUGAUGGGCUGGGCAUCUGUGCUUGUUCUCUCUUAAGCUAGUUCUCCCUUUCAGCUUAUAUUGAUUUAGGCAGCUGUGUUUCAUUCAUUCUUGAUAAGUAAUUACCCAUUUUAGCUCAUAUUCAACCAAUUUAUAUCUUAUUAAAAAUAUGUAAUUAUUUUAUAUUUUCAUGUCUAAUUUUGUAGUCUUAUACAUUUUUCAAAGCUCAUAAAAAUUUUAUUUCUGCAGAUUGUAUUUUGGAAUGUUCUGCCUUUCCUACUACUCAUGU